GAGAAGAGACAAUGAGCUCAGCUAUGGAUGGUGGACGUCACAGUGUGGAGAGACCAUGGGAUCCCUCUGACUCUGAGCGACCUCGUCCUGUGAGGGAAGGUGCCGGAACAGGGGAGAAGCUUUAUUCCUGUUCAGAGUGUGGAAAAAGCUUUUCACAGAAGCACAGUCUUUCUACACAUGAGAGAUCGCACACAGGGGAGAAGCUUUAUUCCUGUUCAGAGUGCGGGAAAUGUUUUUCACAGAAGCACAGUCUUGCUACACAUGAGAGAUCGCACACAGGGGAGAAGCUUUAUUCCUGUUCAGAGUGCGGGAAAAGUUUUUCACAGAAGCACAGUCUUUCUAUUCAUCAGAGAUCUCACACAGGGGAGAGACCUUAUGCUUGUGAUGAGUGUGGGAACAGUUAUGUACAGAAGGCCCAUCUUACCAUACAUCAGAAAUCACACACAGGAGAGAAGCCCUAUUCCUGCCUGGAGUGUGGGAAAAGUUAUCCACGGAAAUCAUACCUUCUUAUACAUCAAAGAUGGCACACAGGGGAGAAGCCGUAUUCCUGCGAAGAGUGCGGGAAAUUAUUUUCACACAAGUCCAGCCUUAACAAACAUCAGAGAUGUCACACGGGUGAGAAGUUUUAUUCCUGUCCUGAGUGUGGGAGGAGUUUCUCGCAGAGCUCCAACCUUUACAGACAUCUGAAGUCUCACACGGGUGAAAAGUUGUAUCCCUGCGUGGAGUGCGGAAAAAGUUUUUCACAGAAGACCAAUCUUGCUGUGCAUCAGAGAGUACACACAGGCGAGAAGCCUUAUUUCUGUCCUAGGUGUGGGAAAAGCUUUGCAGAUAAGUCCUGUUUUUUAAGGCACGAGAGAAGGCAUCAGGGGGAGAAGAAGUUUUCCUGUCCUGAGUGCGGGGAAAGUUUUCUUUAUAAAUCUGAUUUGGUUAGACAUGAAAGGUGUCACACGGGGGAAAAGCCGGUUUCCUGUUCUGAGUGUGGAAAAAGUUUUCUUCAUAAAUCAGAACUGGUCAGACAUCAAAGAUCUCACACAGGUGAGAAGCCAUUUUCCUGUUCUGAGUGUGGGAAAAGUUUUACACAGAAGACCCAUCUUCUCAGACAUCAGAGGUUGCACACAGGCGAGAAGCCAUUUUCCUGCUCUGAGUGUGGAAAAAGUUUUCUUCGUAAAUCAAAAAUGGACAUACAUUACAGAUCCCAUACAGGGGAAAAGCCGUAUUCCUGCCCUGAGUGUGGGAAAAGUUUUUCAGAUAAGGACAAGCUUUCCAGACAUCAGAGACUGCACACGGGCGCAAAACCAUAUUCCUGCCCUGAGUGCGGGAAAAGUUAUAAACAGAAAUCAGACCUUGUUGUACAUCAAAUAUCUCACACUGGGGAGAGCCCAUAUUCCUGCCCAGAGUGUGGGAAAUGUUUUUCACAGAAGUCCAAUCUUUCCGUACAUCAGAGAUUGCACACGGGGGAAAAGCCGUAUUCCUGCCCUGAGUGUGGGAAGUGUUAUCCACGGAAAUCAGACCUUGUUAUACAUCAAAGAUCUCACACAGGGGAGAAGCCGUAUUCCUGCCCUGAGUGUGGGAAGUGUUUUUCACAAAAGUCCCUUCUUUCCAGACAUCAGAAGGUGCACACAGGCGAAAAGUUGUAUGCCUGCCCCGAGUGUGGGAAAAGUUAUACACAGAAAAUAGAACUUGUUACACAUCAAAGAGCUCACACAGGAGAGAAGCCUUAUUCCUGCCCUGAGUGCGGAAAAAGCUUUUCACAGAAGACGAAUCUUUCCACACAUCAGAAACUGCACAGGGAUGAGAAGCCGUAUGUAUGCUCUGAGUGCGGGAAUCGUUAUAUACAGAGAUCAGAGCUCCUUAAACAUCAAAGAUCUCACACAGGGGAGAAGCCGUACACCUGCCCUGAGUGUGGGAAGUGUUUUACACGUAAGGGAAAUCUUACUGAACAUCUGAAUUGCCAUACACAGGAAAAACCUUAUUCCUGCCCUGAGUGCGGGAAAUGCUAUCCACGGAAAUCAGGACUUACGAAACAUAAAAAGACUCAUAGAGGGGAGAAGCUGUAGUCAUGCCCUGAGUGUGGGAAA
Nanorana parkeri is the source of this 2078-nucleotide messenger RNA. Its product is annotated as zinc finger protein 260-like. The transcript is spliced from 3 exons. Gene Ontology annotation, biological process: regulation of DNA-templated transcription. Gene Ontology annotation, molecular function: DNA-binding transcription factor activity, RNA polymerase II-specific; RNA polymerase II cis-regulatory region sequence-specific DNA binding. The record is from RefSeq and is a predicted model, not a curated record. The coding region runs from base 12 to 2057 and encodes 681 amino acids. Lineage: Eukaryota; Metazoa; Chordata; Amphibia; Anura; Dicroglossidae.